AUGGCGGCGGCACCACAUCACCUGCUCUAUGAAUUCGCCAAGGCUGCACUUAUCAAGAUAUUUGCAUUUCCUUAUGCCACGGUCUGCGACAUGUACUGCAACGGCGGAGCUGAUACAGAAAAGUGGGCCGAUGCCCAAGCCGGUCGCUACAUAGGAAUUGACGCUUCUGCGUCAGCUGUCAGUAGCGACGACGGUGAACUGUGGGAGAACAAAUGGAAACCUUUCACCACUGAGUUCAUCGAGUUGAAUCCUUCUGCUGAUGACUUUGAAGCUCAGUUGCAAGAAAAGGGCAUCCAAGCAGAUAUAGUUUGCUGCAUGCAGAAUUUACAGUUAUGCUUUGAAAGUGAGGAACACGCAAAGAAGCUUCUCAAUAACGUAUCAUCCUUGCUCAAACCUGGAGGUUAUUUCUUUGGCAUAAUUCCUGAUUCAUCCACAAUAUGGACUAAAUAUCAAAAGAAUGUUGAGGCUUCACAUAAUAAGGGUCUGAAGGUUGUUCCAAAUAGCAUCCGCUCUGACAACUACACAAUUACCUUCGAAAUUGAGGAAGAAAAGUUUCCUUUCUUCGGAAAGAAGUACCAACUCAAAUUUGCAAAUGAAGCGAUGGUUGAGAAUCAUUGCCUGGUCCACUUUCCCAGCCUUAUGAGAUUAGCAAGGGAGGCUGGACUUGAAUAUGUGGAGAUCCAGAACUUAACUGAGUUUUAUGAUGACAACAGAACACAGUUUGCUCCAAUGCUUGGUAGUUGUGGUGCCAAUUUGGUUGACCCUCGUGGAAAGCUCAUUGCUCGUUCCUAUGAUAUUUUAGGCCUGUAUUCGACUUUUGUAUUCCAGAAGCCUGACCCAGAUGCAAUACCACCCGUUGUAACACCUGACCCAGAUGAAGAGCAGGAGCGGCUCUGGAGGCAGCAGGCGGCAGCGGAUGAUUUGAGGCGCCCACAGUCAGAGGUGAUUCCAAUAGACCCUGAUCAGAAAGGGAUCCUGGGCCCAGGACCUGCAGAUAUGAGGCUUAAUUAG
This is a messenger RNA of Triticum turgidum subsp. durum (durum wheat), 1011 nucleotides long. The record is from the annotation of a GenBank genome assembly. NCBI's taxonomy places the organism in Eukaryota, Viridiplantae, Streptophyta, Magnoliopsida, Poales, Poaceae.